This is a messenger RNA of Callorhinus ursinus (northern fur seal), 1144 nucleotides long. It is a transcript of the gene GEMIN8, whose product is annotated as gem nuclear organelle associated protein 8. The record is from RefSeq and is a predicted model, not a curated record. Lineage: Eukaryota; Metazoa; Chordata; Mammalia; Carnivora; Otariidae. Gene Ontology annotation, cellular component: SMN complex. Gene Ontology annotation, biological process: spliceosomal snRNP assembly.
UCUGGUCUCCCGGGCAACAGCCCCUCCCUCCCGCGCCCCUUCUGUCUCCUCACAGGAAAUAGGCCCCUGCUCGCCCACCGCCCGGGAUCCGCCAGCAACGAGCCCACGAGUUUCAGUGCCCAUUUGGACAUCCACAAUCAGAGAUGGCAGCAGAGGUGGCAUCCUGGAAAGCUACAGAGCCUUGGUCUUUUCAUCCAGUAUAUGCAAGAUACUGGCGACAUUAUCAUCAGGCGAUGGCCUGGAUGCGAAGCCACCACAGUGCCUACAGGAAGGCCGUGGAAUCGUAUUUCAGUUGCCCGUGGUCCUUCCCUCCUGCAGCUCUUCCUCAGAGCUCUUACACUAACAUGGCCAAAUCUCCUCGGCCCUCUCGUGACCAUCUCCCGGCUUCCACGGACUCGCACUGCGGUUCUGCACAUUCCAGAAGGUCUGGGCAGCAUCCACCAGCCCGCCCAAGAGAACGGCGAGCUUGGCCCACCCCAGAGGAGGCGGAGUCCGAGUCAGAUGGGGGCGUGGAGUGCGACCUGAGCAACAUGGAGAUCACGGAGGAGCUGCGCCAGUACUUCGCCGAGACCGAGAGGCACAGGGAAGAGCGCCGGCGGCAGCAGCAGCUGGACGCGCAGCGCCUGGAUGACUACGUGAACGCCGACCACGACCUGUACUACAGCACCCGCCGCUCGGUGGAGCCCCCGUCCGAGAGGCCUGGUGAGCGGCGCAAGGCCGAGAUGAAGCGCUUGUAUGGGGACAGUGCCGCAAAGAUCCAGGCCAUGGAGGCCGCCGUGCAGCUGAGCUUCGACAAGCACUGUGACAGGAAGCGGCCCAAGUACUGGCCGGUCAUUCCGCUCAAGUUCUGAGCCCGCGGUGCAGGGUACCCAGCCAUCACCCCCUUCCUCUCGGAUUCACUCAAUCUCUCCUUCUGUGCAUUUUCUCAGGGAAAUUUCUCUUAUACUGAGAAACAAGCAUGUCACCAAAGUCCCAGGGGGCCCAUCUCAGGGCUGGGUAUAAUACGUUGGCCACUUGAAGUCAGCAAGACAUGUACUGUUGCCAACAUGAAAGAUUUUCUUUUGACCUAAAAUGAUAAUUUCAUAUAUAUUAUGCUCGGUUUUGAUGUCACUAAGAAUGUUCAGUUCAUUAAAGUCCUCACUUA